AUAUAUAUGUAUAUUUACUUUAUCGACAUUGCGAAAUAUACCGAAAUGGAUCUUGUUGCGUGGUAUCAAAAAGGAGAAAAUUAAAAACGCAAUAUACAUGUUAUGUCGUGGACGCGACCACUUGUCCUCUCUCGCGCAUGACCGUAGACAGCUUUACCACAUCAAUAUCAAAGGUGCACAGCAGAGACGGAUUCUAUUAUAGUGUGUAUGAUUAGAAUCUGUUGAUUUCCAUCAAGAAAUGUCCAUGAUGCGGAUGAAAGCAGUGAGAUGUCCUACAGAUGAGCUCAGUCUCUCCAAUUGUGCAAUUAUCAAUGCUGAUGAUUUUCCGGGCGAUGUUAGGCAUAUUGAAGUAACUACAGCACCAAAUUAUCAUUUUGUGUUUACUGUGAGAACGCAUCAUGAGAUUCCACGUGGUACAAUCGGUUUUAGUUUGCCUCAACGGAAAUGGGCAACAUUGUCUCUCAAUCAAGAUAUUGAGGUUCGACCAUAUCAUUUUGAUCCAACUUCUAACACAGAAUGUUUAUGCAACAUUGUUUUGGAAGCUGACUUCUUGCAGAAAAAAACUGUUACUUUGGAGCCAUAUAAUACAGAUGAAAUGGCCAAGGAAUUUCUACUACAAUUUUCAGGCCAGGCAUUCACCGUGAGUCAGCAGCUGGCAUUUCAGUUUAAAGAUAAGAAAUUGCUUGGAUUAGUUGUCAAAAGUUUGGAAGCUGCUGAUUUAUCGGCCAUCAGCUCAGGCCAAAGUACAAUGCCCAGAAAGACCAAAAUGGGUCGUUGCUUAGGUGACACCAUAAUACAAUUUGAAAAAGCAGAAAACUCAAGCCUAAAUCUUGUUGGACAAGCUAAAGGAAAAGCUAUUCGACAGACCAUUAUUAAUCCAGACUGGGACUUCCAGAAAAUGGGUAUUGGUGGUUUGGAUAAGGAAUUCAGUGCCAUUUUCAGAAGAGCAUUUGCAUCUCGCGUUUUUCCAACGGAGAUUGUCACUCAACUGGGUUGCAAACAUGUAAAAGGAAUUUUGCUGUAUGGACCACCUGGUACAGGAAAAACGUUAAUGGCUCGACAAAUAGGAACAAUGUUAAAUGCAAGAAAACCAAAGAUUGUAAAUGGCCCACAAAUUUUGGAUAAAUAUGUUGGAGAAAGUGAAGCUAAUGUCAGAAGAUUGUUUGCUGAUGCAGAAGAGGAAGAAAAGAGGCUUGGUCCAAAUAGUGGGCUUCACAUAAUCAUAUUUGAUGAAAUAGAUGCCAUCUGUAAAUCUCGAGGUAGUGUUGCUGGAAAUACAGGUGUUCAUGACACAGUGGUAAAUCAGCUACUUGCAAAGAUUGAUGGCGUUGAACAAUUAAAUAACAUUCUUGUUAUUGGUAUGACCAAUAGAAGGGACAUGAUCGACGAAGCCUUGUUAAGACCUGGCCGAUUGGAGCUGCAAAUGGAGAUCAGCUUGCCAGACGAACAUGGGCGAUACCAGAUUCUUAAUAUUCACACAUCCCGAAUGAGAGAUUACAAAAAGAUAGCGCCUGAUGUAGAUCUGAAAGAGUUAGCUUCCCAAACUAAGAAUUUUAGUGGGGCAGAAUUAGAGGGUCUAGUCAGAGCUGCACAGAGCACUGCUAUGAAUCGGUUAAUAAAAGCCGCCAGCAAGGUAGAGGUUGAUCCAUCCGCGAUGGAGAAGCUUAUGGUCUCUAGAAGCGAUUUUUUACAUGCACUAGAGCAUGAUAUUAAACCGCAAUUUGGUACAAGCGAGGAAAUACUGAGUCAAUUAUUAAUACGAGGAAUUAUUAAUUGGGGAAGGCCAGUGGCUGAAAUCCUUGCCGAUGGCACUCUAUGCAUUCAACAAGCUCGAGCGGCUGAAGGAUCUGGUCUGGUAUCUGUUCUCUUGGAAGGACCACCAAAUAGUGGAAAGACAGCGCUUGCCGCGCAAAUUGCGAAGAAUUCAGACUUUCCAUUUAUUAAAGUUUGUACACCUGAGGACAUGGUUGGUUUUGUUGAAUCUGCAAAAUGUCUUUCUAUACGGAAGGUAUUCGAUGAUGCAUAUCGUUCGCAACUUAGCUGUAUUUUAGUUGAUAAUAUAGAACGUCUACUAGAUUAUGGCUCAAUUGGACCAAGAUAUUCUAAUCUGACAUUGCAAGCACUUUUGGUGCUGUUAAAAAAAUCGCCGCCGCCUGGCCGUAAACUAUUAAUUCUAUGCACCUCUAGUCGCAGACAAGUUUUAGACGAUUUCGAAAUACUCUCGGCAUUUAAUACCGUUCUUCAUGUGCCUAAUUUGUCAACCGCUGAUAAUCUGUUAAAUGUAUUGGAAGAACUUGAUCUCUUUUCAAAACAUGAAAUGGCUUCUUUACAUGCAAAGCUUCAAGGAAAACGCAUAUUUAUUGGUAUUAAGAAACUACUCUACCUGACAGAUAUGGCACGUCAAGUAGAACCAAAUUACAGAGUUGCGAAAUUCUUAUCUAAAUUAGAAGAAGAAGGCGGCCUAGAGUAAGAAGCUUUAUUUCAAUUUAGGAUGUGUGAGCUUUAGAAACAUAGAUAAAGUGCAAGCGCUUCUGAGCGUUCAUUUGUUUUAUGUUUAGCGCGCUUGGACCGAAGCGACUUCGAUUAUAUAAACGUAUCUUUAGAUUGUAGUAAGUUAUGUAGAAAUAAUUUAGAGUAAAAGAAAUAUUUAUAUGUAAGCAAUGACACACAUCUAGAUUCCCUGUGUCACAAUAAGUUCCCAUAACAGGUAAAAAAUAGAUGAUAACAGCUUGCAUUAUGAUGCAUAUUUGAAAACGCGAAUUAACUUCAUAUUCUCAAAUACAAAUGCAUAAAUGAUACGUAAAUAUUAUUACAAUUUUAGAAAUGAUUAUCACAGCAAUUCAUAUAUAUAAUAUUUUCAAUGUUGUAAUAACUGGUUUAAUAUAAUCUCAAUUUAACUUCAAAUUUUGACUAAUCCUAGAAAAUUCACGAAAAAGUAAGUUUUUUUAUAUCUUUUAAGGACUUGACCGAAAUUAAUUUGUCAAGCUGGGAAGUAAGAAUUUGCCAUAACUUAAACGAAUAUUUGAUUGAUGCAUAAUAAUGUACAAUUAUUGUAUAGUUACUAUGAAAAUAUGUAAAAAAGAUGGAAAUAUUUGAAAUAACACAUGGAAUACCUGAUUUUAAUAUAAGUAUCGCCUGUUGCAUUCAAUAUCAGGUGCAUUUCUUCUUUACCACUUAUUAUGUAUCUUCAAUACAUAAUUAUAUUGGUAAGAUAUCUAUAUUGAAAAAAAAUGUAUAAGUAGUAUUUAUAUAUACACUGUUGAAUAAUUAAGUUUCGAGACUCGCUUCGCAUUUCCAAACGUUUGAUUCGUUAGUGCUGCCAUUUUAGAGGGUUAUUCACAAUUCACUACUCAACACGUGGUGCAAGUUCUAAAUUAUUUGGUUCAAUAGCUAAUGAGAUACAGUUACGCAAAGUUGGUAUUACAAAAUUUUGUUUAAAAAUCGGUGUAAUAUGGAAGGCACGUUUGACAACGCGCCAAAAUUAAAUUCUGCGUUAAAUUAGAGAAAUCGUUAAUAGAAACGUUACAAAUAAUUUAACAAACCUACGGAGAGUCAGCUGUGCAUAAAAGUAAUGUUUUGAAGAUACAGAUGACAUAAAAAAAAACGUGAAUCAAAUUUUGAAAGGGCUUGCUUUAAAGGACUAUCUGCUUUGAGCAAUAGUGGAAACGUUGAACUAAGUGUGUCAAGUUAGAUGGUGACUACAUUGAAACUUUUUAACUAUCUAAAAUUUAUUAUACGAUUAAAAAUAAAUUUUUCAUACGAAAGUCUCGAAACUUAAUUGUUCCACAGUGUAUAUGUGUAUAUAUAUAUAUAAGCUACUGUAGAGUUGCAUCAAUGACAAUUAUUGCAAAUAUUCAAGGUUUAGAAAAUGAUUCUUCAGCUUUCUAAGCUUAUAAUCUUAAUUAUAUCAUCGAGAAAGAGAAGAUUUCUAUAAUCAAUAUUAGCACAGGAUUGCGAAAAACAGCUAUAAGUUAAUAAUGAGCUAUAUGCAUUCCUAUAUAUAUAUAGCUUGUAUACUACAUUAUAUAUAUUUAUUCCGGCACAGAGAUAUUUUUCAGAGAAAACAAUAUCUUGAAUAUACACUGAUUGUGAUUCUAGAACAGUGCUUCCCGCUCAGGGUAUUACGACAAAUUUACCACUUUGUUAUAGAAA
Molecule: messenger RNA, 4152 nt
Organism: Formica exsecta
Lineage: Eukaryota; Metazoa; Arthropoda; Insecta; Hymenoptera; Formicidae
Product: vesicle-fusing ATPase 1-like
Exons: 11
Coding region: 239-2470 (743 amino acids)
Biological process (GO): intra-Golgi vesicle-mediated transport; SNARE complex disassembly; Golgi to plasma membrane protein transport
Cellular component (GO): Golgi stack
Molecular function (GO): ATP binding; ATP hydrolysis activity
Source: RefSeq, a predicted model, not a curated record